Toxorhynchites rutilus septentrionalis is the source of this 1103-nucleotide messenger RNA. It is a transcript of the gene Taf12, whose product is annotated as transcription initiation factor TFIID subunit 12. The coding region runs from base 428 to 940 and encodes 170 amino acids. Gene Ontology annotation, cellular component: SLIK (SAGA-like) complex; SAGA complex; transcription factor TFIID complex. The record is from RefSeq and is a predicted model, not a curated record. The transcript is spliced from 3 exons. Gene Ontology annotation, biological process: RNA polymerase II preinitiation complex assembly; DNA-templated transcription initiation. Gene Ontology annotation, molecular function: protein heterodimerization activity; DNA binding; TBP-class protein binding. NCBI's taxonomy places the organism in Eukaryota, Metazoa, Arthropoda, Insecta, Diptera, Culicidae.
CUUGUAGCGAAUAUCACACCCAUCAUCUAUCAGUGGCGCUUUGGAACGCUUUCCCCGAGGAACAAAGGUUCUAUUAUUAAUUUUUCUCGUGCUCCGGUGUUUUGUUCUACCCGUAUUUAAUAUAUAUCACUUUGUUUGUACAUAUUGGGACUGUUAGGAUCUAUUGGACUAUUGUCCGUUUUUUCGGAAGCACUCUAUACACGGCGACAAAGAGCGCUAUUUAUCUUUCUCUAAUGCGCUCCACCUCUUCCGGAGCGGCGCUGUCCUUCAUAGUCGGUACCUCUACUUCUGGAUCCGAUUCCAAACUGGUCAAAAAGGCUGUCCGGUGUUUCCAAAGCACUUGAUUUGUUCAGGGUUCUGUGUUGGCGGCUUAUCUCGCUAUUUUCACCAAAUUUACUUUCAUAAACAAAACCAAAAAACGAAUAAAAUGUCCGCAAUAGGCAAUAAUAUCGAUUAUCAGCAGAACGUCGACUUUGAUCAGGACAUGACAUCACCCUCGCAGGCCAGCCCGCUCACUGCAAUCACAGGAGGAACCGGAGCUGCUAUCCCCGGAGGCAGCGUAAAGAUGUCAAUGGCAUCAAGCAGUGGCACCAGUGGUGUCUCGGACAUCGCAACGCAGAUCCUGACGAAGCCGCGUUUGCAGGAGCUUGUAAGGGAAAUUGAUCCCACAGAACAACUGGACGAGGAGGUGGAAGAAUUAUUGCUACAGAUUGCGGACGACUUUGUUGAAAAUACCGUGAAUGCGGCAUGUCUAUUGGCCAAACAUAGGAAAGUAUCCAAGGUGGAGGUUCGAGAUGUACAGCUGCACCUCGAACGCAAUUGGAAUAUGUGGAUUCCUGGUUUUGGAACUGACGAGUUAAGACCCUAUAAGCGAGCCACCGUCACCGAAGCUCACAAACAACGGCUGGCUCUAAUUCGAAAGGCAAUCAAAAAGUAUUAGGAUCGCUAAAAGAUACUGGGAUUUCUGAGCUACUCCCGAUUGCAGAAACAAGCGUGACAGAAAUUAUUUAAUUUGACUGAUUUAGGAAGAGAAAAAUAUGCGAGAGUGAAAUACUUAUCUGUCCCAAUUAAAGCAACCGGAAUAAAUGCUUUAUUGAAUCACA